Camelus dromedarius (Arabian camel) is the source of this 2744-nucleotide messenger RNA. Its product is annotated as low affinity immunoglobulin gamma Fc region receptor III-A. Gene Ontology annotation, biological process: regulation of immune response; cell surface receptor signaling pathway. Lineage: Eukaryota; Metazoa; Chordata; Mammalia; Artiodactyla; Camelidae. The record is from RefSeq and is a predicted model, not a curated record. The transcript is spliced from 5 exons. Gene Ontology annotation, cellular component: plasma membrane. The coding region runs from base 110 to 859 and encodes 249 amino acids. Gene Ontology annotation, molecular function: transmembrane signaling receptor activity.
UAAUGGGCUGAGGGGUUGGGAUAAAGGCUGUUACUUCCUCUCUUCAAGUCAGCUAGGUCCCUGUAGUGCUCCGGAUAUCAGUGGUGACUUGUCUGCUCUAACACACAGCAUGUGGCAGCUGCUACUACCAACAGCUCUGCUGCUUCUGGUUUCAGCUGGCACUCAAGCCGCAGAUCUCCCAAAGGCUGUGGUGCUCCUAGAUCCUCAGUGGGACCGGGUACUCCAGGAUGACACUGUGACUCUGAAGUGUCAGGGGGACUACGCUCUUGGAGACAGUUCCACAAAGUGGUGGCACAAUGGGAGCUUCAUCUCAAACCAGGCCUCCAGUUUCACCAUAGAAGCCAAAGUUGAAGACAGUGGAGAAUACAAGUGUCAGACAGGCCUCUCUGCACUCAGUGACCCAGUGCACCUGGAAGUCCACGUAGACUGGCUGUUGCUCCAAGCCCCUCAGAGGGUGGUCAAGGAGGGGGAGCCCAUUUGGCUGAGAUGCCACAGCUGGAAGAACCGUCCUGUACACAAGGUCCAAUAUUUCCAGAAUGGCAGAGGGCAGAUGUUUUAUCAUUGGAAUUCUUACUUCAACAUUUCAAAAGCAACACUUGAACACAGUGGCUCCUACUUCUGCAGGGGGCUUAUCGGGAAUAAAAAUGAGUCCUCAAAGGCUGUGGACAUCACUGUUAAAGGUCUAGAAAAUCCACUAUUCUUUCCACCUUGGCACCAAAUCGCUCUCUGCCUGUUGUUGGGACUCCUGUUUGCGGUGGAUACAGGGCUGUAUUUCUCUGUGCAGAGAGACCUUCGAAGCUCAAAGAAGGACUGUAGGGGUGCCAAAGUCACAUGGAGCCAAGGUUCUCAGGACAAAUGAGAGAAAUAAAAGCAGCAACUCUAAACCUCGUUCCAAAUUAUGUAGCACCAUCAUUCCCAACAGGUAUCUCUGGGAGCAGCAGGAAAAUGACACAUCAGAGUCUAGGCUGAGGGUCCUUUAUCCAAUUCUGUUUUCUCUUGAUCUCCUAUAGAAAGGAAGGGCUGUGAUCUUUAAGUGCCAACAGUGAAACCCCAGUAAGUAGCUGCAUUACCAGGAAUAGAAGUCUCAGGGCUACAUGGAUAUUUUCUCUAUCCCAACCAUUCCAUCACAGCAAAGGAACAAAAGACAGACACUUGAAAGUGACCCUUGAUAUACAAAUAUUGUUCUUAAAUAAAUGGAUAAGCAGAUAAGAGAAUUAGUGGUUGAGACCCAGCUGGAUAGUGAUCUGCAUCUGUUGUUGCAGGGUUGGUUGCCUUCAAGGCCCUGUAAAACUCCUUCUAGACAGACUGUGAGUACUGCUGGGGAUCUGAGGAGACAGCAGAACCAAUGAAGGAGACUAUAUUUCGAUAAUAAUCAUAAUAAAAAAGAACCAAUGAAGGAGGUGGCUGAAAAAGUCCAGGGUAGUCCCGGACAGACCAGAGGAGACCCCCAUCUGGGUUGUAUUCCUAGAACAUGAGCCAUGGUGAAGGUAAAAGAAAAUCACAGAGGUGAUGCAGAAGUGAGUUUUUCAGGGGAGCCCCUGUCAGAAUUGGGAUGAUCUGCAAGUAUAUAAUGAUAAACCCUCUUAAUGUCAUGAGUAGGAAUGGUCCUAGGAAGGGGGAUAGGAGUCGGAGGAUUUAGAAAAGAAAGCACAGAAUAAACCCUUAGGAAGGAGAGUAACAUUACCGUCCCAGAUUAAGCUCAGGGAAGAGAGCUAUUUCAGCGUCCAAACUGAGAAAGCAUAAAAAAGUCAGCCACAACUGAACAGGAAGAAAUGGGCAGGAGCUGAGGAUGCAUUUCUUGGCCACAAUAGUGAGAACUAGAGAAAGUAGGGGCAGGAACUAUAAAACCAGCUUUUCCGUUUCAGUAUCUAAUUCAGAUGUAGCUUUGUUCACAUCAUCUGUUAAACAAAUGUUGGAUAACCAGUAUUAAAUAUACCAACCUCUACUGAGUUAAAUUAUGAAUCUUCGAAAUCCAUCAGCAUGUCAGUAACAAGGGAGUGGAGGUGGAGAAGGCAAUCACUGUUUAUGCAAGAAAGCUUUAGCUAUCUCUCUGUUUUAGAAGAAACAGAACAUUUCAACAGAACAUUUCUUGAUUCCAGUAAAGCAUUUUACAAGACCCUGCAUGCUACUCUUAGGGAGAAAAUGGAAAAGUCAUGAUGAUAAAACAUGAAUUAUAUCCUUUUUCCCUCCCAUUGUCUUUUCAAAAUUCUGUCAGGGAUUAGCUUGGGUUCAUGAAACCUCACCCUACCCCCUCCGCAAUCAUCUCACCACAAUUCAUAUGAAUUAGCUUGCUGAAUUAUCAAAUUUUGCUGGGACAACUGGGCAAAGGGGAACUUUUAUAGGAGGGUGAAUGGGAAUUAGAAGUAGUUUUAAAGCAUGGAGCGGGUAAGAGAAGGCACAGGUAGGAAGGAGAUAGGGCCUGGGCAGAGGUUUAGGGUCAGCCUAAUUGUGUCAACUAUGAGCUUUAUGCCAAGAUAAUUCAAGCUUGGUAUGUGAACAUUAGAUGAGAUUCCGACAUGAGACAAGGGCAUUUGGAAACAUUGAACAUUCGACUCAUAUUUAUUUAGUACUUACAAUGUGCCGAGCUUGAGUUUAGGUGCUGGAGAUAUCAAGAUGAACAACACAGGCUUACUCCCUGGAGGAAGUUCUAUUUUAGUAAUUUAAAAAAAAAAAAAACAAAAACAAAAACAACAACAUAAAUGAGAGAAUGAAGAAAGGGCUGCAGAAAAAGAGUCUUAAUUUUU